This is a messenger RNA of Drosophila ananassae, 1178 nucleotides long. RefSeq lists its product as uncharacterized. The transcript is spliced from 5 exons. Lineage: Eukaryota; Metazoa; Arthropoda; Insecta; Diptera; Drosophilidae. The coding region runs from base 186 to 1043 and encodes 285 amino acids. The record is from RefSeq and is a predicted model, not a curated record.
UAGUUGUAAUAUUGUCACCUCUAGUGGCUCACCUCUAGUGAGGGCACAUCUUUCAAAAAGCAUUUCACUUUACAACUAGCCGUCAUUGCAUUUGGUUAAUUGUUCAUAAAGUUCCCGGUGCCGCUUUGAAGAGUUGUGUUGGUGUAUUAGAUUGGUGUUUAGCUUUCGGGUCUGGUUAAAAUAAAAUGUUCACAGGAGAUUCCACAAAUUUAUUGGAACUUUCUGCGACCACCGAAGAAACAAACGCUAGUCCCUCAAAUAGUCAAUUCCGCGAGCAAAAGCUGGUGGAGAAGUAUUGCCGGGAGACCCAGCUGCUGAAGCUGAUCGAGGGCUCUGCUGGUAAGUUUGUGGAGAACUACAGGACUCACCGUCGUCCCGAGGACCUGCUGGCACCCGUCCAGGUGCGUCUGGACUUUGUCUACCGGGAUCUGCUCCGUCUGUCGGCCAAACUCCUUGAACUGGUCGUUGAGGAGCCGCUACAGUUCGCCGAAGCUGUCAAGUACACCGUUUACGGACUGGUUAGGGAUCAACUAAAGACAGCCGGGCUGAAGCCCAUCGAUAUUUCGCAGCUGCACGCCCACUGGCGGCUGGUGGGGCUGCCCUACACCCCGGGCCUGCAGUUCGAGCCGCGGGACAACUGCCUGCGGCUCGGACUGACCCAGGUGCAGGGCAUCCUGUCGGCCUACACGCCACCGGAGAACCUGGUCCUGCAAACGAUUUGGUACUGCGGCAGCGGCUGUAUGCGAAAUGCGAUACAGACCAGCUCCACGGAUGCUCCGUUGUGUUCGGGCUGCUCGCGGCCCAUGAGUGAAUAUCAAAAGUUACGCGUAACUGAACAGUACCAUCUCCUGGCCAUCUUGCCCGGCUCUGCGAUCCAGACACCCAGGACCACCGGUUGCCUACAUCGUGCCAAGCUAGUCCGCCUAAGAGCUCACACCCACGACUGCGAUUUGAAGUUGGGUGGUAGCUACCUGAUAACUGGAUACUUUGCCGGCGGAGCUAGCACCUACCAGAUAGAAGCAUGCCAUCUAAGAAGCAACUAGAGGCCAAGUCCCGUGGCCGUCGAGGAGGCCCCGUCCUCCUCAAUGUCUUCCUGCACGGCGAGGACACUCCAGAUCAGUCACAGACACCAGACCACCAAAUACAAUUAAUCAAAAACCCGCCCGAUCCAAACACUU